This is a messenger RNA of Mya arenaria, 1482 nucleotides long. RefSeq names its product PH domain-containing protein DDB_G0275795-like. The transcript has 10 exons. The record is from RefSeq and is a predicted model, not a curated record. NCBI's taxonomy places the organism in Eukaryota, Metazoa, Mollusca, Bivalvia, Myida, Myidae. Bases 67 to 1482 code for a protein of 471 amino acids.
AACGAGAGGUCCAUGCUGUUUGAAGUAAUUGAUAAGCAGCGGCGAUGUUGGAAAUAGAGAGGCGGCAUGGACGCGAAGCGACUCCACCGGCAGCAGGUGCGCGUGGAGAACGAGAGACAACAGUUACGGAAACAUCAAGACACAAUAUAUGAUGACACAAGCAUUUCGAAGGCCCAGGAAAAGAUACGGAAGCAACAUGAGCGACUUGAAAACGAGAAAAAGCAUCUCAAGGAAAACUCCUUUCUCACAAAGGACAGACAAAUGCUGCCAGAAAAUUUAAACUCUUGCAGUUGCCACAGCAAACCGGAAACCAAAUCUCGGCUUUUCGACUUUGAAAAAUCCGCGCCACGCAGCAGACGACAACUUCAAAACACCUCAGACACACCAAUAUCUGCGUCAUCGUCUAGGAACGUGACUCCCAUGGCAACGCACGCGAUUGACACGCAUACUGCGAACUAUCGCGAUAUUGUGGAUAACGUGGCCAUAGGUCAGCGAGGGCAAAAGGACCAGCAAACCCCACAGGACCAACAACACCGUCAUAACCAACAGCAGCAGCAACUACAACAGCAGCAGCAACAACAACGGCAUCAUCAACAGCAGCGGCCAAUUCAACAACAGCAACAAGAAGCUUCAGGAUCUGUGAAGAAAUUCAGUGAAAUAGAAAAGGAGGCACACUUUCGAGCUGCCCACCAGUCCAGGCGCCAAAGCCUACCGGCUGAUCACAAAGUGAAAUUCCUUGAGCGAAACGAGAAUCCCGAGAGUUCCUUCCAUUCCCACCCCUACUCCGGGGCCGGGGGGCGGCGAGGGUCACUUCGCCGGGGGUCUCUGAAGGAUUCUGCACCAAUACCGGAAAUCCGGUUGAAUGACCCGGAAACGGCGGACAAGGACAUGCUGAAGCUCAAGCAGCUGUACAACCAGGCCAUUGAGACCGUACAAAACGCGGACGAAACCACCAUUUUGGAGGAUAGACGUAUGAGCCAGACCAAAGGACUCCGGUCACGACGGUUGUCGGACGCCGACCCGGCUUCUGUGUUGGACAUACACGCCAUUAAAGAGUUGGAGAUGAUUCUAAACGAGGCCAGGAACUACUCCAACAGGAAGCCGAUCACAGAGGACCACCAUCGCCUAGACGUGGGUUCCAACCGCGCCCAAAAGAAGCGUAUCGAACACCUGGAGCAAGUUCUCCGCCGCCUUAACCACUCGACAGAACAAGCGGACAUUGAACCGGAAAAGAUCCUGCAAUGCAGCUACCUGCGUCUGUCCAAGGCAAACGUGGAGACCCUGGAGUCAAUGAUCCGCGAGAAAGGCAUCGACCCCGGCAUCCACAUCCAUUCUGACGUCACCGACAUUGACAUCUGGGACGGCAUCCAAGAUGAGCGGACAGACCUUCGCAAGGCUGCGGAAGAGGAGGCGACCGCCGCUGCUGCCAAGGCGGAGCGAUUCAAAAAAGCGAAACGCUCGACGAAACCAAUUCACGAUUAA